This is a messenger RNA of Panicum virgatum (switchgrass), 4241 nucleotides long. RefSeq lists its product as uncharacterized. NCBI's taxonomy places the organism in Eukaryota, Viridiplantae, Streptophyta, Magnoliopsida, Poales, Poaceae. Bases 865 to 2010 code for a protein of 381 amino acids. The record is from RefSeq and is a predicted model, not a curated record. The transcript is spliced from 2 exons.
AAUUGCAUCCUCAUACACUGAAAUCCACCAGCCUUGCUCCAAGUUAUUCUUCCUUUAGGCCUCUUAUCUCUUGUUCUUGCUCCAAGUUCAUAAGAAAAAAAGAAGAAAAAUAUUUUCUUGCUUUGCAUUUCAUUUGCACUUUGUGUUUCCUUCCUUUCCCACUGCAAGAACGUGUUUGUGGUGGUACUACUACCCCGCAAGAACGAUUUUGUGGUGCGUCAUCGCCCACAAGAAUGAUUUUGUGGAGUGUUAUCACCCACAAGAACGAUUUUUGUGAGAGGCGACCAAGCCCCGCAAGGAUUACUAACUCUCGGACGGCUGACCUUUAUUUAACCAACUCUCACAUAACCAUUCUGAGUUCUUGUUGUGUGUUCUUGUGUUCUUGAUUGCAGGUAUGAGGAAGUCCAUAAGGAGGUUCGUUGGCACACUCAAGAAGAUGGUCGGCUCCAGCUCGGGUCGUUCCCAGGGAGGAUCGAGCUCUCUUCGCUCAUCCACCCCGACCCAAAGCUACACAAGAGAGCCGGAGGAGUCCUAUGACGAACCAGUAGAGUCGCAGGCGCCUGAGCAACAGCAAGAAGAAGAGACGCUAGACGACUCCCACAUCGAGCUCAGAGGAGAACGCGAGUUCCAAGCCUACAACAUCUUGAGAAACAGGACCUUCGGCCACACGUGAGUGUUCGACGAAGAACUGCUGAAGAAGACAGGUAUGGACACCGAAUUCGCUAGUAUUUGGAAGGCCGUGGGAUGGUCAACUUUUGCUGAAAUUUCUGAAGAAGGUUCCCGGGAUUUGACGAUUCAAUUUCUUUGCAUCUUGUGGAAACUGAAAAUGGUGUUUCAUUUCGAUUUUUCGGGAAUGAGUUUUCAAUGACUUGGAAAGAUUUGAGCACUCUUUUGGGUUUUCAUCCAAGAUGCACUACUGAUAUUGAGCACGUAAUCCGUGCAUACCACAAGGAAAGUUUUUGGCAGUCCAUCUCGGGAUUAGCCUCGUAUAUGCAGCCCCAUUGUAAUGAUAUUCAACAUCCGAUCUUGCGUCUGAUGCAUAAAUGGGUUGCACUUAUGUGUUUUCCAAGGGAGGAUCUUCGAACGGUUCAGGUUGAUGAACUUCGUAUUCUUUAUGCCAUGGUGAACAAAAUUAAAAUUGCCCCCGUUAAAGAAAUGGUUUGCCAGUGGCUUGGGGAUUUCAGAAUGGUUGAGCCUGUUGAAUGUACUUCACUUAUUACGCGGAUUGCUAAUGGUUUGGGUGUGUUAACUUGGGCUCAAAUUACUUAUAUUGCGGCACCCCGUAUGCAAAUUGAUUUGGCUUAUUUGGUACAAGGACAUACUUUAAAGAGUGCUCUAGAUGGCUCGAUUAUAUUUUUCUUUCCCGGCUAUGUAAACGAAAUCCCGCUUCCUAACCCGGGGCUUCGUUUAUAUAAGAGCAGGAGCCUAACAUUUGAACUGCAGCCUAUGGAAGCACCUCGCAGGAGUAGUGUGUCCGGAAGAAUGACCAGGAGUAGGUCCCGGAAUGCUGCAAUGGACAUGCUGCCGCCUCCGCCACAUCCUUUUCAUGGUUAUGCAGGGUAUGCUCUAGCUGGAGGGAUGGCCGGAUCCUCGUUCGAACAUCAACCUAGUUGGGACCAGCACAUCCCGCAACCCGAGGCCGGUGGGUCAUCAUGGCAGAGUGCAGGAAGCUCCGACUGGGAGCAAGCCGCCAGGGCCAAUUGUGGCUACAGUGGUAGCUCCAGUUCAAGUGGGGCACCCCCGCUCUUCGCGGCCCGACACUCAUUUUCAGCACGAAGCUACCAUGAUCUCCGUCAAGGGAUCCAUGAUAUCAACCUUAGGACGGAUGACAUUGAGCAUACUACGCAGCAAAUCCAGAGCACCCUCAACAUACAUAUUGAAGACACAAUGCAGCAACAUGCCCAGCAGCAAAGAGAUCAUAUCACCAUGAUGAAUUUCCUGAAGAAGCAACAAGAGGACAAUCUGGCUUUCUACUGGUACCAUGGUUAUGAUCCUGGACCCGGACAAUAAGCCAGCUUGCGGGGGAGAGCUCCCGGAAGGUAACAUGUAUCCUUGCAUUUGCUUAUUUCCCUUUUCUCACCCAUUGCAUUGCAUCGCAUAAAAACUUAAAAAUGACAAAAAUAUUUGCUAUCAUUUCCUUUAGUUCAUUUGCUUAUUUUCCAUGAGCAAUUAUGCUCAGUUGACAUGAUGAACAGUUGCUCUAUUUUAUUCUCUCUAUUAUGCUCAGUUUACAACUUGUAUUCUCCAAGAAUUGGGUUUGUUGGUUGGAAGAAUUUAACUUGAACCUGAAAUUUUGUGGGUUGCAAGUGCAUGAUCCAAGUCUAAGUUGUUGAGAAAUAUAAUAUGAUGAAUUAGAGUUACUACAAACUUGUUCCAAACAAAACUUUACGUCCAAAAUUUUUAUUUGCUCAAAUGACAAAAUGAAAAGUUCCUCAAUGAUGAGAAAAUUCCUACCAGAGCCAUAUGCAUGCAUGAAGCCCUCAUUGAUCAAACUAGUACACAUGCUGCUUAUUAUCAUUUUGAGCUUUGUCAAACUUUGUUACCUUUGUGAGUUUCAUUUCAUGCUCUCAUGAUAGAGAUCACACACACACCACCAUCACUUGCUAAACCUUCCACAACGGAGGUUAGCAACCAUUCGCCACUUAUUUACCAUCCAAAUACUCCGCAAAUAUAAAAUGAUCUCUCUCUCUAGUACUACACCUAGAAGGGCAUGAGCUAAAAAAAUAUAUGUGGGCACAUGAAGGUCCAUGAGUAGAAGAAAAAAAAGAGAGAAAACCUAGCCAUGUCCUAAAAUAGAAUGAGGAGAGAGAUCAUAUACAUGGAGUUUCAUUUAUUCAUUUCCCUUACCAUCCAUCCACCACACACAUGCACAUCUCGAUCAUGGUUAUAUGACUUGUUUACUCUAUUAGGUUCAGUUUUUGACUUAGCAAAUAUUUGAUACAAGUGUGCCUUAUCAUUCUUCCUAUCCAUGAGCUCCACAUAAACCAUUAUAGAAUAGUAGGAAGAAGGCACACUCAGGCCUUGGUUAGGGUUCAAACACAUUGAGCGAUUCGAGAGCGUCAUUUGAGGAACUCAGUUUUAUUUCUAAAAUCUUUGAAAACCUCCGGAUGUGAAGAUGAGCAAAGAAUGAAUGAGUAGUGCUUUAUGAGUCAUUCUAUCUUUCAACCGCCCAAGAUAAGGAAAAUGCAUGAUGCCCCAUGGAUACUAAGGUAAAAUGGUAAGAACUAUUGCCAACUUAUUCAAUUCAAGGUAGAAUAUUUUGUUGUAAUAUGAGCAUGGUAAAGAAAUGAGAUAUUGUAGCAACUCCUGAUCAACAACCUUAAGUUUAGCUUUGCUCAGGGACGAGCAAAAGUUCAGCUUGGGGGGAUUUGUUGAUGCUCAAUUCAGACCAUUUCUGAGCGUCUAUAUGAUUAAAAUAAAUGGAAGAGCUUGCAUUUCUUGCACUCAUGAUGCUAAUAAAUCACCGAAUUCCACAUGUCCCUUUAGAACUUUAUGAGUGCAGGUUUUUAGCUGAAAUGGAGGGCAAUCAUACCCUUUUGAUCCAAGGAAGAAGACGCCGUCCAAUCACGUGCUGACACACAAGCAACACAUGGAUUGGAGGGCCCACCAGAAGCACAACCCGACUUAACACAAGCCGUGUCAUCAACUAGGGGUAUGAGGGCCCACAUGUCAAUGCCUCAGCCAAAGGGGAAGGCAGGUGGGGCCGGACCAUGGCCGGCCGACCACCAUGGUCGGCCGAUGGCCCAUGGGCCCCACCGCCUUACUCCUUCGACGUGGCACUCUCUCAUUGGAUGACAAUGUCGGUUUGAGGUUCAAGAGCUGCAGAAACCAGCCGAGGAGAAGGUGACACCCUCCUAUAAAUAUUAGUGGAGGGGUCUCAAAUGAAGACACACCAAGAGUUGGAGAAAAUUCAUAUUUUGUGCAAGAUGUAGUCUUCAUCUUCACUUGUAGAGGUCCUAGGCUAGUGAAAAAUUCAGGUGUGGAGUUGUAGUAAAGGGCCUAGAGUCUUAAUGACUACGUUUGAAUGUGAUUCUAUCCCACGGUUUGUAGAGGUAGCCGGCAGGUGGUGAUAGCCCUGUCCGUGUCCUAGUAAUCCUCCAUGUUCGGGUAGGAUGGUAGGAGGUGCAUAAAGCCGUAUGGUUGGGUUGAACUCUUCUUCCCCGCUAGUAGCGGUCUCCCUUAUCCAUGAUCUAGGUUCAAUCUUUGUGUAUGAACGAAUCAAUUCAAUUAUAUUUCAUGCA